Molecule: messenger RNA, 1622 nt
Organism: Brassica napus (rape)
Lineage: Eukaryota; Viridiplantae; Streptophyta; Magnoliopsida; Brassicales; Brassicaceae
Product: glycosyltransferase BC10
Cellular component (GO): membrane
Molecular function (GO): glycosyltransferase activity
Source: RefSeq, a predicted model, not a curated record
ACAAUCAAAAUCUAAUAAACACAAUUAAUUUCUUCAAAAUUUAUAAUUUAUCAUUAUUAUCUAAUUUUGAUAAAAAAAAAUCAUUAUUAUCUAAUAAAAAUGCAUGAAAAUAUAAAAAAUGUACAACUUUUUUUUUUCUUUUUAAACACUGAUCAUUUUGAAGCAAAUGGAGUAAUAAUUAGUUCAUCAAAAGGAUGGCCUUCUAAGUUUUUAGUAGUGGUCCAAUCCUUCCAAACAUCGUAGAUGUCUCAGAGGUUGGUUGUAAUAGGACGGCUUUGGAACCUAACCUUCUGUGACUCGUGGAGUCUUCACUUCCAAUAUGCCAAACUCAAAUUACCUAUAAUGGUCACCGGUAUCCGCCUUUUAUAGCACGACUUCUCCAUUCAUCUCUCUCACAGAAUUUUAGGAUUUUUAACAGAAGCAAAGUCAUAACGCUUAUUAUGCAAACUUCUACGAGAUGCUGAGCAGGGCUGUUCAGUUGGAAGAAGGUAAAGAACUUCUUGUUACAUGUGGCCGGACAGGGCUAAAUAAGGCGUUUCCUAUCAAUCUGCUUCUUCUGCUUGUAUUUUUUCUAGCUUUUUCAGUUGCUUUCAUCAUCGUUACUGUAUCUACAAUCAAGUAUUAUGGAAUCAAUAGCGUGGUGACCUCAGUCACUUCUAGCUUCGUGCCUUGCAGUGAGAAACCGAAUGUUUUGGAUAGAUGGAUUAAACCUCCUCUAGCUCUCAUGCAUAAUAUGAGCGAUGAAGAGCUUCUUUGGCUGGCCUCUUUCAUGCCUCAGAGGAAAGACUAUCCGUUUAAUAGGGUCCCAAAAAUCGCGUUUAUGUUCUUGACGUUGGGUCCCUUGCCGUUUGCACCGCUUUGGGAGAGGCUUCUCAAGGUUCAUGAAAAGCAUUACUCGGUUUACAUCCAUUCACAAGUAUCUUCUUUGGGCGAGUUUCCAGCUUCCUCUGUAUUCUACAGUCGGCAGAUACCAAGUCAGGUUGCAGAAUGGGGAAGAAUGUCAAUAUGUGACGCAGAGAGGCGGCUUCUAGCAAAUGCAUUGCUAGAUACCUCAAACGAAUGGUUUAUUCUCCUCUCCGAGUCAUGCAUUCCCCUCUACAACUUUACUACCAUCUACGGUUAUAUAAGCAAAUCAAAGCACAGCUUUAUGGGUUCAUUUGAUGAUCCUAGUCCCUAUGGCCGACGAGGCCGUUACAAUGGCCACAUGUCCCCUGAGGUAUCCAUAGAGCAAUGGAGGAAAGGGUCUCAAUGGUUUGAGGUUAACCGUGAGCUUGCAGUUUCCAUUGUCAAAGAUACCUUGUAUUAUCCUAAAUUCAAAGAGUUCUGUACGCCCGCAUGUUACGUGGACGAGCAUUAUUUCCCAACAAUGUUGACGAUUGAGAAACCAGCGGCCUUGGCUAACCGUAGCUUGACUUGGGUAGACUGGUCGAGAGGUGGAGCCCACCCGGCUACAUUUGGAGAGCCAGACAUCAAUGAGGACUUCUUUGCAAGGAUCAUGAAACGUGACAACUGCACUUACAAUGGAGAAAGCACAUCCAUGUGUUCUCUCUUUGCUAGAAAGUUUUCUCCGAGUGCUUUGGAGCCUUUGAUUCAGAUUGCUCCUAAGAUUCUGAGCUUUUGAG